CUUCUUUAUUCUCGAACUGCACUAUUUAACAAAACAUUAGCUGCUUAGCCCAGUUAAAUGCUUUAAUUUUGUUUUGUGUUUAAAGAUACGUUAAGAAAACUCAUUUAAGUUAGAAGUGUAUUCUUGGUUAAAAUUUGUUAAAGAGUAUUCAGCUCGAAACUGCGUGGAUUUCCAUAAUUUCCAGUUCAAAGCAACAAUAAUUCAAGAUUACUCAAUACUAAGAACCAUACACUUUCAAAAGAGCCUGUACAACUGGUUGGUGUUUAACACUGAAUAUGAAAUCCUGAAACCGUUAUUUUCAAGUCCAUUGAAGUCAUCACAAGAAUGUCUUUAUUUUGCAUUGGAGUUACUUGAUGUAAAAAUGCUAUGCCAUAUUUUACUUCUAGUCUUAAGCAUGAAUAGUCUAGAAGCCUUUUUCAAAAGUUAUUCUACAACAAAUAUAUUUCCAUUCAAAUGGCGACGUACUAUUACCUCAGAUGUAUCAUGCACACAAAGUCCUAUACAGUACAAUGUCACAUUAAAAGGUGGCAUUGAAGCUGGUUACUUUCGUAAACUUGCAGAGCAUGUAGCUAUGCAACUCUGUGUUGAGCUAUGUUGUGAAGAAAAAGGUUGCGAUGUUGCAUUUAUGUCAGGAAAGAACUGUUAUGGUGUCCAAUGUUUUAAUGAAGAAAUGUGCAAAGGACUUCCUGCAAAAAAACAACUUUCUGAAGAGUUAAUGAUGGCCCAUGUUACAUUUAAAGGAGAAAGUGUUGUUUCUACAGAGCAAUUCACAGAAAAACUUCAAUGUUUAGCAACUAAAAUAAACACUGGUGUAACUCUUCGAGGAGGUUUAAAUGCUGGUAAUUAUACAGAUGUUGGAACUGUGCUUGACAUGUCUAUGUGUGUUAAAUUGUGCUGUGUUUCUGAAAAAUGUGAUGUUGCAUUAAUGAUUAAUCAAAGCUGCUUUAUUGUGACAUGUUAUUCUAAAAAAAAGUGUGAAAUGGUAAAGUCUUUUACAAAUAUUUACAGACCAACCCUUGCAUAUGUAAAGCGCAAGAGGGAACCUCGCAAAAGUGAAGCAUCUUUGAAAAUGUUACAAAACCAUAACAAUCAGCUUGUUUGUAAGAAUGGUCAAGUUUUUUACAAUACAACUCUUAAAGGUGGUUAUCAAGCUGGUAAUUAUACUAAUUUUGGAAAAGUUUCUAACAUGAGCAUAUGUGUACGUAUGUGCUGUGGUAAUAGAGACUGUGAUGCAGCCUUUAUGCUUGAAAAUAAUUGCUUUGCUGUUGCUUGUCGAAAUGCUGAUAACUGUUCACCAGUUCACGCAAAAGCUUCUAGUUCUUUAGCUGCUUUGAACCCAAGAUUAUCAUAUAUAACAAGUCGCAGCGAAGAAGUGUUUAUUCGUGAUCAAAUAACUCCUGAUGGAACGUGCCAUGCAGGAAUUAUAUCAUACGACGUAAGUUUAAAAGGUGGAUCUGCUGCCGGUAACUUUACGCCUCACGGAAAUAUUGGUAGCAUGGAGAAAUGCAUAUACAAAUGUUGUCAGUCGGAAGGAUGUAGCGUUGCUAUGAUGUUAAGAGACACUUGUUUCACCGUUGUGUGUGCACGAGAUGAAUUGUGCGAAAAAAAGCAAACCCCUACCUCAAGCAAUUUUAAUCCUAAAAUAGCGUAUGUGUUUAAGAAUAAAAUAAGAAGACCUACAUUUUCUCCGGUAAAAGAACCACAUUACAAUCAUAAAAAAAAGUCUCCAAAAAAAACUUUGCUUGCAGAACAACUUUAUGCGCUUACCAACUCGCCAACUUCGUUCAUUUCUCAAUUGGAAGCAUUUCCUGUCACUACAUCAUCAGCAUAUCACUCUACAAUGACAUCUUUGCACUCUACUACAAAGAAAUCAACACUUACCUCCAAAACACCUAAAAUCAAGAUCUCUAUUCCUCACCACGAUAAUGAAUCACUUUCAAAUGCAAUUUAUAAAUCCUCGUCAAACGAUUUGAUUAAAAAUUUUGAACCGCCGGAUGACAGCUUUUUAAAUUUCUUUUUAGAGCGUGAACAAAAUGUCAACAAUCAAACUUCUUCGUUUAAUGAAACGUUAAAUUUAAAAUGUGACCGAGAUUGUAUAAAUAAUGAAGCCGACUUUCAAUAUUCAAAACCUCGUCUCGAAGGCGUUAUAAAUGUAACGAAAUCGUUUAAGAAAACAUCUAAAAACGCUUACGAAACUAAUGCGGACAGCGUUAAUGAUACAUUAUCAUCGGUUACAUCAAUUCGCGCUAGUUUAAAAAAAAACGUUACUUUAGUUGAGGACGAUCCCAAUUGCAAAUCUAGUGAAGUUUUUUAUAAUGUCACUUUACGUGGAGGGCUGCGAUCAGGGAAGUUUAAAGACAGAGGCGAAAUGGAAGAUAUUAGACAAUGCGUUAAAAUUUGCUGUCUUCUUGAAAACUGCGAUCUCGCAUUUAUGCUUUCUAAGACAUGUUUUACUGUUGAUUGUAUCGACGAUAGUUUAUGCGACGCUGUGCCAGCUCGCUCAACAAUAUACUCGCCUUCUAUAUGUUAUGUUUAUGUCAAAAAUACUCCUAAUACGGAAACUUAAAAAUAGAAUAUGCAAUCUUUUCAUGAUAACUAACUAAAAAUCAAAUAUGUAAAUAGAAAAAUAAUUUUGUAAGUUUAAUCAA
Messenger RNA from Hydra vulgaris (swiftwater hydra), 2648 nucleotides. RefSeq lists its product as uncharacterized. Gene Ontology annotation, biological process: neuron migration. NCBI's taxonomy places the organism in Eukaryota, Metazoa, Cnidaria, Hydrozoa, Anthoathecata, Hydridae. The record is from RefSeq and is a predicted model, not a curated record. Gene Ontology annotation, cellular component: cytoplasmic vesicle; membrane.